AUGCGCAAGAAGCUUCACUAUGAAAAGACCGGUAUUGCUUCUCUUUUAAAGCCCGCCCCGGUUGUCCAGCAUCUUCCUUCUUUCGAUGCCAAGGGCAAUGCAGGUUUUGAAGCGUACAAGGCUGCAGGAAAGCUUCAAGGAAAGUUUGUCUUGAUCACUGGUGCUGAUAGCGGUAUUGGUCGCUCCAUUGCUACUCUUUACGCCCUUGAGGGAGCUGCUGGUAUCACCAUUGUCUACCGUGACGAAGAGGAAGACGCUGAUGCAUCUUACACCAAGCAAAUGAUUGAAGGCCAAAGUGCCUGCAAGAUUAACCUUAUUGCUCGUGAUAUUGGUUAUGAAAAUACCUGCCAAGAAAUCAUCGACUCUCACAUGAAUGCCUUUGGUCGCUUGGAUAUCCUUGUCAACAACGCUGCUGAACAACACAAGGUCACCAAGAUUGAAGACCUUGACUGCGCUACUGUUGAACGCACUUUCCGCACAAAUGUUUUCGGUGUCAUCUUCUUGACUAAGCUUGCUGCUAAGCACAUGGUCUCUGGUGGUUGCAUCAUCAACACCGCUUCUGUUGCUGCUUAUCGUGGUAUGGACGUUCUCGUCGAUUACUCUGCUACCAAGGGUGCUGUUGUUGCCUUCACCCGUGCCUUGUCUCAGCAAUUGACCACCCGUCACAUCCGUGUCAAUGCUGUUGCUCCCGGUCCCGUUUGGACUCCUCUUAUUACCAACACCUUCAACUUGGAGGAAAUUCAAAACUUCGGUGCUCACCCUCCAUUCAAGCGCCCAGCACAGCCAGUUGAAAUCGCUGCUUGCUUCGUAUUCCUUGCAUCCAACGAUUCCAGCUAUAUCUCCGGUCAGACCAUUCACCCCAACGGUGGUAUCACUAUCAACACAUAG
Messenger RNA from Umbelopsis ramanniana AG, 888 nucleotides. RefSeq lists its product as uncharacterized. The coding region runs from base 1 to 888 and encodes 295 amino acids. Lineage: Eukaryota; Fungi; Mucoromycota; Umbelopsidomycetes; Umbelopsidales; Umbelopsidaceae. The record is from RefSeq and is a predicted model, not a curated record. Gene Ontology annotation, molecular function: oxidoreductase activity. The transcript is spliced from 3 exons.